AUGAGUGCUUACCCCAAGCUAUCCAUGACCAUUGCUCUAGUCACUCUGCUCGCCGGCAAAUCACUCGCCAUUGAGUGCUACCCGGGACCUGUCCCUCAUAGACCUGUGCUCAGAGAGGAAUGUUCGAAAGCCAUCUCUCAGAUUGUCUACAAGCCCGACCAAACUCUUGACCCAGCUUCCAAGCAAGUAGAUUACAGCUAUGGAGACUGCAAUAUAUCUGUCGUAAAUCAAUUCGGUAUUCGUAUAAACAAGGCCCAAGUUGAACACCGCUUCAACGAGAUCUUUGACAAAUGCCCGCACAACACGGGUGGAAUUGAUGUCGAUCAGAUUGUUUUCUAUGCCAACAAGCGCUCGAUCGACGGCUACCAGUCUUGGGACUCUGAUUUCCCGGCCCGGUUGCCAGUGUGUGCAUUGGCUGACCGUGCACCACGCCUCACACAGAAUGACUGCACCAAGGCGUUCUCCGACAUCCCCACUGACUCUCAUGGACGGAUCGUUGAUCAAGACGGCCGCCGGACCCACUCAGUUCAAUUAACCAACAAGACUUGUACGCUCACUGUGUACACAUUCGAUUUUUCGAAACUUGAUGUGACAAAGGCGCAGCUUGAAGACGACUUCCUUAAGACACUUGAGCACUGCGAUAGAAAGUGUGGCGUGGUCCGGAUCCAAGGCGGGGCUGAAGGGCCUAAUGGCAGAGUAUAUCUCAGCUUUAGACACGCCUCCGCUGAUAAGAGCUGCACAAUCCCAUUCCUGCCAUUCCUUAAGUAGUGAUGAAAGUUAUCCAUAAAAUUGUAGCUACUACGGCCUGAUCUGCUUCAUAUUCCUUUCAUGUCACUUGAUUCACAUCCUGUCAUACCCUACCAUUCCAAUUUAACAUCCAAUAAAACACUCUGUUCCUCAUUUUAUAGUGAUCACAGCUCUGCAUAGCUGUUGCUUGUACUUACUUAAUCAGCUCCACAUUCCGUUGUUGUCACUUCACAUUCCAGUAGAACACUCUUUGAAGUUCCCGGUCCCUCAUUUUUUGUAAUUUCUCAUCUCAUCAAUGCGAGUCGUAAUUUUACCAUCCCUUCAUUCAAACAGUCCCCCCCCUCCCACUUCACAAUGGCAUGUUCGGCCUCAAUGUUUUUUAAAUGGCCUACACGCCCCCUCUCCCAGCACGACAUCUG
Puccinia graminis f. sp. tritici CRL 75-36-700-3 is the source of this 1166-nucleotide messenger RNA. RefSeq lists its product as uncharacterized. The record is from RefSeq and is a predicted model, not a curated record. The transcript is spliced from 9 exons. Bases 1 to 768 code for a protein of 255 amino acids. NCBI's taxonomy places the organism in Eukaryota, Fungi, Basidiomycota, Pucciniomycetes, Pucciniales, Pucciniaceae.